Peromyscus eremicus (cactus mouse) is the source of this 1736-nucleotide messenger RNA. RefSeq names its product enhancer of mRNA decapping 3 (gene Edc3). Bases 130 to 1656 code for a protein of 508 amino acids. Gene Ontology annotation, biological process: P-body assembly; deadenylation-independent decapping of nuclear-transcribed mRNA. Gene Ontology annotation, cellular component: P-body. The record is from RefSeq and is a predicted model, not a curated record. Gene Ontology annotation, molecular function: mRNA binding. The transcript has 7 exons. NCBI's taxonomy places the organism in Eukaryota, Metazoa, Chordata, Mammalia, Rodentia, Cricetidae.
CGGCUGCUUCUGUGAUUGUGGAGGUGGGCGUGAAGCCCCUUGGUGGUGUUUUGGCGUCGUGGGAUCGGCUUGAUGUGGUGUGCCGCCCAGGCUGGGGUAGACGGUGGGGAGUGACUACACGUCUGGAAUAUGGCUAUGGAUUGGCUAGGCAGUAUUGUGUCAAUCAACUGUGGCGAAAGCUUGGGUGUCUAUCAGGGAAGAGUAUCAGCAGUGGACCAGGUCAGCCAGACCAUUUCUCUUACUCGGCCCUUCCACAAUGGAGUGAAGUGUCUUGUACCAGAAGUCACCUUUCGGGCAGGUGAUAUUAUAGAAUUGAAAAUUCUAGAGAUACCAGAUCCUGGAGACAAGCAGCAGUUUGGAGACCUUCAUCAGACAGAAUUAGGCCCUUCUGGUGUUGGGUACCAAGUGGGUAUCAAUCAGAAUGGUACAGGCAAGGUGGUCAAGAAGCCAACCUCUUCCAGUAGUACCCCUCAGAACAUCCCUAAGAGGACAGAUGUGAAGAGCCAGGAUGUUGCCGUUUCCCCUCAGCAGCAGCAGUGUUCGAAGAGUUAUGUGGACAGGCACAUGGAAUCCUUGAGUCAGUCCAAAAGCUUCCGUCGUCGGCACAACUCUUGGUCAUCUAGUAGCAGGCACCCAAACCAGGCAACCCCAAAGAAAAGUGGUUUAAAGAAUGGCCAGAUGAAGAAUAAAGAUGAUGAGUGCUUUGGAGAUGAUAUUGAGGAGAUCCCAGACACAGACUUCGACUUUGAGGGGAACCUGGCCCUUUUUGACAAGGCAGCCGUGUUUGAGGAGAUUGACACCUAUGAAAGGAGAAGUGGCACCCGUUCCCGGGGUGUCCCAAAUGAACGGCCUGCUAGGUACCGCCACGACGAGAACAUCCUGGAAUCAGAGCCUAUUGUCUACCGUAGGAUCACGGUACCGCACAGUGUGAACAAGGAAUUCUGCACAGACUCUGGCCUGGUGGUUCCAAGUGUUUCAUAUGAGCUACAUAAAAAGCUGUUAUCUGUGGCUGAGAAGCAUGGGCUGACCUUAGAGCGGAGGCUUGAGAUGACGGGUGUGUGUGCCAGUCAGAUGGCACUGACUCUCCUCGGAGGACCCAACAGGUUGAAUCCUAAGAAUGUCCACCAGAGGCCUACAGUAGCCCUGUUGUGUGGGCCCCAUGUGAAGGGGGCUCAGGGUAUCAGUUGUGGGAGGCACCUAGCCAACCAUGAUGUGCAAGUCAUCCUCUUCCUGCCCAACUUUGUCAAGAUGCUGGAAUCUAUCACCAAUGAACUUUCUCUCUUCAGCAAGACCCAAGGUCAACAAGUGUCUAGCCUAAAAGAUCUCCCUACUAGCCCUGUGGACCUGGUUAUCAACUGCCUGGAUUGUCCUGAGAAUGCCUUCCUGCGGGAUCAGCCCUGGUACAAGGCGGCUGUGGCCUGGGCCAACCAGAACCGGGCGCCAGUGCUCAGUAUAGACCCUCCUGUGCAUGAAGUUGAACAAGGCAUCGAUGCCAAAUGGUCCCUGGCACUGGGCCUGCCUCUGCCCCUGGGAGAGCACGCGGGCCGAGUCUAUUUGUGUGACAUUGGCAUUCCCCAGCAGGUCUUCCAGGAGGUCGGCAUCAACUACCACUCACCCUUUGGCUGCAAGUUUGUCAUUCCCCUGCACUCUGCCUAGAGGGGCUCUGGGCAGCUGGGCCCUGUGUUCCCCUGCACUCCUGUCGCCAAACCCAACAACGGACGCCUUAAGGAUGUGAA